Cynara cardunculus var. scolymus (artichoke) is the source of this 2502-nucleotide messenger RNA. Its product is annotated as scarecrow-like protein 9. Gene Ontology annotation, molecular function: sequence-specific DNA binding; DNA-binding transcription factor activity. Bases 1 to 2277 code for a protein of 758 amino acids. Gene Ontology annotation, cellular component: nucleus. The transcript has a single exon. The record is from RefSeq and is a predicted model, not a curated record. NCBI's taxonomy places the organism in Eukaryota, Viridiplantae, Streptophyta, Magnoliopsida, Asterales, Asteraceae. Gene Ontology annotation, biological process: regulation of DNA-templated transcription.
AUGGAUCCAAGAAUCCGGAGAUUUGCUAGUUCUGCGAAUGGAAAUGGAAUUAAAUUCGGGAAUCAAAGCAUUACUGCGAAAGCCUUAGAUAAUCCCCCCAGGUUUGAAAAUGCAUGUUCGGUUUAUGAUCCGGUCAAUGGGAAUCUGGAUUCGGUUUCUGUCUAUGAUCACAACUUUAGGGGUAUACAAUUUGAUCGCAACUUUAGAGGUAUACAAUUUGAUCCACCAACCAGUUCGUCGCUGGUUGUUAGUGCUGAUGAGCUUCAUGAAGAUUGUGAUCUAUCGGAUGCAAUUUUGGGGUAUAUUAGUCAGGUGCUUAUGGAAGAAGAUAUGGAGGACAAGUCUUGUAUGCUUUAUGAGUCUUUAGACCUUCAAGCUGCGGAGAAGUCCUUCUAUGAUGUUCUUGGCAAGAAGUAUCCUCCAUCACCGUCCUAUGAUGAAGGUUUGCUUUCUGUUGAUCGAUAUAUAGAGAGCCCAAGUGAUUAUUCCUCAUUAGAUCAGAAUACAUAUGUUGGUGAAUUCACUAAUGGUAGUGGUUAUUUACAUCAUGAGUCAAAUCUACAAAGUCUUGGAGCCAAUGACGUAUCAUGUAGGUCAGUAAGUUCAUCAAACAGUGGAAAUAAUGUAAUUGAUGGGUUUAUUGAUUCUCCGGCAAGAACUUUUCAGGCGCCUGAGAUUUGUGACGAGAAUCAAAUGAUGCUCAAGUUUAAUAAGGGUGUAGAAGAAGCUAAUAAGUUUCUUCCCAGUGAUAACAAGCUGUUAGCUUCUUUUAAUGGAGGUGAAUCUUGGCCUAAAGUUGAGAAUAGUAAAGGUGGUGAACUGAUGGUCAUGGUGGAUGGAAGAAACUUGCAGACAUGGACAAGGGUGAGGAAAAGUCCUUGUGGGGAAGAUGAUAUAGGGGUGGAAGAGAGGAGUAUUAAGCAGGCAGCAAUCUAUCAGGAUUCUACUUUGAGGUCGAAAGAGAUUGAUUUGAUCCUUCUUUGUAGUCAGGGACAAGGUGAUGUAGCUUUACGGUCUCUGCGCUACACCUUGCAGAAGGAAACGAGCAAAGACAAACUAAAAGAUAAGGAACCAAAAUGCUUAACCAAGGGGAAAGGUAAAGGCAAAGGCCGAAGUAGGAAACAGAAAAACACAAAAGAAGUGAUAGAUUUGAGAACUCUUUUGAUCACUUGUGCACAGGCGAUUGCUGCUGACGAUCGAAGGAAUGCAAAUGAACUUCUGAAAAAGAUCAGGCAGCAUGCUUCUCCAUUUGGCGAUGGGAGUCAGAGGUUAGCUCACUGUUUUGCUGAUGGUCUUGAGGCACGUUUGGCUGGCACUGGUAGCCAAAUUUAUAGAGCACUAGUUAGCAAGAAAACAUCUGCUACUGAUUACAUUAAAGCAUACCAUCUGUAUAUUGCAUCCUCCCCUUUCAGAAAGAUUUCGAAUUUUGCCUCAAACAGGACAAUAAGAGAUAUGGCAGUGGCAGAGAAUGCCACCAGGAUACACAUCAUUGAUUUUGGUAUCCACUAUGGCUUUCAGUGGCCCACCUUCAUUCAACGUAUUUUAGAAAAGGAAGGUGGGCCACCGAGGAUUCGGUUAACAGGAAUUGAAUUUCCUCAACCUGGGUUCAGGCCAGCUGAAAGAAUUGAAGAGACUGGUCUGCGGUUAAAGGAGUAUGCUAGCCAUUUCAAUGUGCCAUUUGAGUAUAAUCCUAUUGCAAAGAGAUGGGAAGAUGUGAGUGUUGAGGAUCUUAAGAUUGAUGAAGGUGAGUUUUUAGUGGUCAACUGUAUGUAUCGAUCAAAAAACUUGCUUGAUGAGACUGUUGGGGUGGACAGCGCCAGAAACGUGGUUCUUGACCUGAUAAAGAAGAUUAGCCCGGAUAUCUUCAUCCAUGGAAUUCUCAAUGGGUCUUAUAACGCCCCAUUUUUUGUCACCCGAUUCAGGGAAGCUCUCUUUCAUUUCUCAGCACUAUUUGAUAUGCUUGAAACAAAUGUACCCCGUGAGCGAUCUGAAAGGAUGCUGCUUGAGAGAGAACUCUUUGGAAGAGAAGCUCUGAAUGUUAUAGCCUGUGAGGGGUCGGAGAGGGUUGAAAGACCAGAGACAUACAAGCAGUGGCACGCUCGUAAUCUGAGAGCAGGGUUGGUUUCAUUUCCUUUUUCUCGUGAGAUUAUAAAAAUGGCAAGAGAGAAAGUGGGGUUAUAUCACAAGGAUUUCAUGAUAGAUGUAGACAACCAAUGGCUUCUACUCGGCUGGAAAGGACGGAUAAUUUAUGCCAUUUCUUGUUGGAAGGUCGAAUAAAGAAUUCAACCAAGUAUUUACUCCAUUUUCAAGUAAAUAUUUCAACGAGCAGCUGCUUUAACUCAUAACUUGAUCUGACUCACCAUAUAGGAGGUCGUAAGACGAUAUAGAAUUCUACACAGUAGAUUUUUGAACGUUUUUUAAAUUGUGAUAUGUGAUGAGCGUGCCUUGACUGAUACUUACCUUGCACAUAAUUUCUAGUGUGAAUCAUGAUUCAUUGUAACU